This is a messenger RNA of Fomitiporia mediterranea MF3/22, 3086 nucleotides long. RefSeq lists its product as uncharacterized. The coding region runs from base 19 to 2613 and encodes 864 amino acids. The transcript has 3 exons. Lineage: Eukaryota; Fungi; Basidiomycota; Agaricomycetes; Hymenochaetales; Hymenochaetaceae. The record is from RefSeq and is a predicted model, not a curated record.
CUCGCGCGUCGUACAGCCAUGUCCGGCCUUUUCUUCGACAUUCUCCUUCACCUCGGCGGUGUCCCUGAUCCUUCUACGAUCUAUCCACCCUCAUCCAUUCCCGCCUUAAAACAUCUUCUCGACGCUAUUGAAUCCGCUUCGUACGACGACAUGAAGCGUGACUGUCUCGUAUACUACCUUCUUAAACAGACCUCGGAUGGGCGUGAUGAACGCUACAUUGAUGAAAAAGUCAUUUCGCCUCAGUACGUGGCUCUUGCCGAUGCGUAUUGGCAGCUGGACAAUGGCAUCAACCUUGACGGUGCCAUAUCGAAGCUUUCCGAUGCGCGGAUAGUCAGGAACUAUACUACGAAAAUAAUAGAGACACUUGCGCUCGAUUCCGAUUCAGCAAACUUGAUACGUAAAUUUGUACGGACGUGUAAGCCACCACUUGCAGAGACGAGUGCCAUCGAGCGAUACAUUGUCGCGACAGCGGAGCAUAGUGUUGUUGAAGCGUGGAAGUAUCAACGGACUUUUCCUGAUCAUUAUUCAGAUAGGAAGAAAUUAUUGCAUGUCCUUCUAACUUGGGUACUAACUCCCAAACCGAAGCCACAGCCUCUCACUCAACUUCUUGCGUUACCCUUCUCAAGAUACGAAGAUGCCGCUUUACAGGACUUCGCAAUGCAUCCACCUGAAAACGUCCCACCCGCAUCAGUAGGAGUUGUACGCGACAUGGUCUGCGUGAGGCUCAUCCAAAGCUGCAAAUACGCCGCCGCCGUACGCUUCGUUCGUCAAUAUCCGAGUUCCGGAGUAGGAGCCCGUGGAACAUGGAGCGCAAAGCGCGAACGUAUUGUAAAAGACAUACUCUCGAUCAUGCCUGCUGUCGAGCGUGACCUCCUGGAGAACGAACUUGCAGCUCUUGGCGAGGAUACACGUAUAAGGACGUCGACUAUGGGGAGUUCAAGCGCGAAUCAAUCAUGGAUAGGCGGGAGCCUUGGGGCGAGUGGCUCGACGGACCUUGGAACAUCGUGGGAAGACAUCGGACGUCGGACGGCUGCGAAUGCUCCUCGGAAGAGUCUCGGCGCUCGUCCGAGGACUUCUUUGCCCAAUGGGAUUCCCGCGAAGCCGGCGGGGAUGUUUACUACUAGUGCUGGCCCGUCAACUGCUGGUCAACAACCACUUUCGGCACAGUCGACUCUUGUUUCGCAAAAUGGCACGGGUUCGAUUUCGAUGAACUCACCUGCGCAUCGCUUCCCUACGUUCAUCAGUACUGCGGAGUCUCCCGCUUCUGCGGCACGCCUAUUCGCACAGAAGGCGCCUCACUCCCAACAGCCAAAGACGAAUGGAGUUGCGAAUGGUAUUGCGAAGAAGAAUGGCUUUACAACGCGCAAUGCGUUCUUUGAACCCGCGGCUCCGCGUAACCCAAGUCCGGAACCAUUCCACCACGAGAGACAUCCUGUCGACCCGAUGGCUAGUGCGUCGCCAAAGCGCGCACCGACGAAGCCCACCACACGGCUCCCCACUCCACCGCGGGAUGACGAUGCGGAACGGACGCAGGAGAGUAGUCCGACUGAUGACGGCGAACAAGAACAAGACCAAGUGUAUGACGCAGAUAGACGCAAAGAGCGAGAAACCCCGUCGGUGAUUUCCAUAGACGAAAGCGUCGACAAACAACAAGUGGAAGAAGAAAUAAGCGACCGAGAACGCGACGAAGGUCUAGGAUACUCGAUCUUCAACGGUGCUAUCCCACCGAUGAGAACGCCUUCGUCAGGUGCGACGUCACCUAAGAACGUGCGCAAGUCGCCAUCUUGGAGGAACGAUGAUGCCUAUAGUACUGUUGCAGAGGGAAGCCAACGUAAGAAGCUGAAAGUUGCCGUACCGGGUGCUUUUGUCAUGGAUGGAGAUGGGGAGGAAGAUCAUGAACAUGAACAUGAGUUACCGAGUCCGACGAGUGCGAAUGCUGAUCGUCUACGCUUUGGCGCUACCGCCCCGGCUGCGGCGUCUCGUACGGCAUCGGGAGCAGGAGUUAGAAGGUCGACGAGGAAACGGGCUGUGAGCCCUGAGGAGAACGAUGCUCACCACCAUGUUAAUAUUAGUAUCCCUGGGACGUUGUUCGAAGAAGAGGAAGAACAAGAUCAGGGUCGGCAUCAUCAUCAUCAGCAGACGAAUGGACGAACACAUAGACGCACGGAGACCACGGACGAAGAGGGAGAAGAAGCGGAAGAAGAGGCGGACGAACUCGCACCUUUACCCAAACAACCUUCCGAGAGACGGAAUAGACGAAAGACGGAUCCUUCCCUUCGUGCACUAUCAAACUCGAACAACAAUUUGCGGACGCCACAAAGACGUACCACGCGGUCGUUGCGGAGUAACUCUACCGAACCGGAUGAGAACCUCGUCUCGAAAUCGACGGGUAGACCCGUUCGGAGGUCUUCACGUCUGCAGAGUGCGGAGGUGUCGCCGACUGCGGCUAUUAAUGCGAGUAAGAUGAGUGUGCACGUAAAGGGUAAAGAUAAGGAUAGAGAAAGAGAAAGAGAAGGAGGAAGAGAAAGAAGACCGAAGAAAAGUUCGAGAACUGCGUCUGAGGCGGGUGCUACUACUGUUGGAAGAGGGUCUUCGGGUUCGAAGAGGAGAUGAGAUGAGGUGAGGUGAGGUUGUGGAGUAGAAACUAUUACGAUGAGGAAUGAUGAAUACUUCAUUGUUGGUUGUUGGUUGUCGGUUGUUGGUUGUUGGUUGUCGGUUGUUGGUUGUUGGUUGUUCGGACGUUGGAAACGAAACUACAUAAAUUUGCUCUUUCGCUUUUUUGCUUUCUAUCUAAUUAUUAUUUCCCUCCUCUCUCUUCUCUACAAUCAAAUAUAUUUCCAUUUUCCUUUACCUCUCUACAUUUUGCAACUCUUUUUCCCGAUUCAUCUGCUACGCUUUCGUUCUGUGGAUUAUAAUACAAAAUUCUCCCUUUGUUUGAAUGUUUCGCUGUUAUUUUGCUUUGUGUAUAUAUUAUAUACUGCACUUUUCUUUCUUUCUUUUCUUUUUUUCAAUUCUCAUUUCGAUUUCUAUUCCGUAUUCUGCACAUAUAUGGGUGGAAAGGAAAAAUGAGCCUUCUUCACAUCUGC